UCCCUGAUCUAUGGGUGUGUCUGCCGCUCACACAAACAAACACCCAGUCUACUGAUGACGUUAUGCAAACGGAAACUGAUACUCGGUCAUUAAGGGGAACUGCAGAGCUAAAUGUUAGCUAAGCCAAUGUUAUAACGGCGGUGUUAAUUUAGAAUUUCUCCAUAAAUGGCACUGUUGUUAUCAAACCGUAAUGAAACUAACGUUAUGAAACGUUAGUAACAUGCGUUAUAAUGCUUUCGAUACUGGCUGUCUUCGGCUGCGUCGCUGUCUUCAUGGUACCAGGGCUGUGCUGUCUUGAAAAGGAAUAUGCAACAAGUAAUGGAGAGUGUUGUCCGAUGUGUCACGAAGGUACAGUUGUUAAAAGAGACUGCACACUAUUCUCAGGCACACAGUGUGUCCCCUGUGUGAAUGGCACUUAUAUGAACCAACCCAAUGGCCUCAAUAAGUGUUUCCCCUGCACGUCCUGUGGUCAAGGUCUCUUUGCCAAACAGCAGGGCACAGCAACACGUGACACUGUGUGUGGUGUUUUAGAGGGCUACUUCUGCAAAUUGAGGGAUGAUACAAGAUGUAGUUUGGCUCAAAAACAUACACCCUGUGAAUCCGGUCACAGGAUAAAAACGCCUGGAACCAGCACAUCUGAUACAGAGUGUGAACCUUGUCAGCAUGGCUUUUUUUCAGAGCAUGGUGUGAACUGCACGGCUUGGACGAUUUGCUCAGAAACUCAAGUAAUGAUCCAUGAAGGAGACGCACACAGUGAUGUUGUCUGUAAAGCAACUACUCCAAGAGUGCAUUAUUUCUUAUCCAUACCUUUUUCAUUAUUAUCAUUCACAAUUGUUGGGCUUCUUAUCAAAGGCCUGCCAAAAUCACCAGUAAAAAUGUCAGAUCAUCCCUGAGCCGUGAGGCCCUGUCUGCAAACAUUCAGCCCCCUUUCAUUUUUAGCGGGGCUGCUGGAACAGACAACUGCCUGAGGAUCUUUAGCUCAAUGGCUAAUCCUCCAAAAGUCCUGAGGAAUCAUUCUUGAAGAGGAACCUAUUCUGGUUGGAGUCUUACCAAAUCAUGUUGUGUUUUCUCUUUUGCUGUUGUGCUUUGUCCUUUGUGGCCUCUGUAAAUAUGUUUGUUGUAAUAUUGUAUAGAUAUAGGGCUCUAGUUUCUAGACCGGGUGAGGCGGGGGUGCAGCGCACCUGCGCUUCGCCAGCUGGGUGUGGCUAGGUUCAUUUUGCAAGUUUGGCACACCGUGCGCCUGCCGCAGCUAUUCCUCUUUCCCACUUCCGUCCCUCCUACCUGCGCAAGUCGGAAAGAGGGAGGAGAGAAGGUGUGGAGUGGGUUUUACACACAUCACACCAAUCAAAUGAGCCCCUGUCCUCACCCUUAAAUGCGCCGUGCGAAGGCAUAACGAGAGUUUACUCAAUUCGCCAUGGCAGAAGAGAGCAGCAGCGGCAGACAGCCAAACUUCUCCCAGGGGGAACCUAAUGUUUUGGUCCGGGAGGUCCAAGCUCACAGCGUCCGAAUAUACGGAACUGCAAGCAGACCUCCACGGGCUGAUGAUGCAAAGGUAACCUGGGAGGAGGUCACCACAAUUGUAAAUCAAUGUUGCGUUUCUCUCGUGCGCGUGCGCGCGCUCUCUCUUUCUCUCUCGCAGUCUCACUCUGUUUCUUUUCUUUUGACUUUUCUAAGAUUUCUGAUUGCAGACAGUUGCAUUGAAUAGUGGGUAUUUAUUAGGGUUGGGAACGAUUAACCGAUACGACCGGGUAUCCGGUUUGACAAGCGAGAGAUACGGCUGCGUCAGUAGCAGCCUCCUCAAUUGAUACGAAUCAGCCAUGAAUCCUUAGAUGAAUCGAUUGUAGAGUCAUGGAUUCGGGUAUCGCGAGAUGAGCAAUUGGUUGACUGGCUUUAACAGUUUGCAUCUCUAAAACAACGCGAGAGCCGGCGGCAUGCUCCGGACCGUAGCAGGCAGUACUGACAACAAUAAUGGAUGUAAACAUCAGCGCCAGCGGUGGAGCUGAGGAACAGAAGCUAAUGUUGGUUGGAUAAACCAGGGAGCAGCCAAGCCGCAGCAGAAACUAAAGGCAAAUCCUGCCGGUUGUGGGUUGAACGCGGGGUCACAGACACAGACAGAAAUACGUACUCCUGUCAAAUACGGCCGCCAUAGUGCUGCGCGGCACAAGAUAAUGGCUUACCAGCGACCGAGAAGCCCGGUCCAAGAAGUCUUCGUCGGUGUCAUGACUGCCCAGAAAUACCUGAACAGCCGAGCCGUAGCGAGCCGUUCACAUUUCCACAAACCUCACCACACUUUAGGGACUGUUCUUUACUUGUCAGCGGAGGAGGGUGGCUGGUUGAUUUUGAUUUUAUUUAUUUUAUUUUGAUCCCCCCUAUGUUAAUCACUUACUGAUGCUGUUUUCGAAGUAUGAAUAAGUCAAUAAGUAAUUUAUUCCAUUGAAAUAUCAUUGAUGUAUUAUAGAAAAGUGAUUUAUCUUUUUAUAAAUGACAAACACAGAGUGUAGCAAACACAGAGAAAUAGUCUGACAUGCUGUCAGUGAUAAGCCGCUAGUCAUCACAGUCCAUGAUAUCAACUUAUAACAGGAGAUGUCAGAUUCUGCCCCUACAUUGCAUGUUAUUAUUUUAUUCUGCUUUAUGUUUAUACUGUACAGCAUUAUGAUAAACUUUAUUCCAGACUCAAGUCCAUAUAAGAUACAUACAAAAACACAGACAAUACCAUAAAAACAACACAACAAGUAGGUUUAAAACACUUAAAUUUUACUUAAAGUUCACUUCACUUAAAGUUUAAAACUUCUUCUCAUUUUUAUAUUGAUCCCAUCCAACAAAAUGAUGUUCAUUCAGCAAGUCUUUUUUUGGUCCAUGUCUAAAAAUACAUACAUUUAACAUGUGAUUUUGUUGUUGUUUGUCUUUUUAUUUUAUUUUUGCCAGUGCCAUACAGCAACAAUGCUUGGGGAUGUGGUCUUUUACAAAUUUGAAAAUACUGUAAGAAUGUCACUUUUAUAGAAUUGGCUUCUUUAUUUUAUAAUGUAUGAUUAAUGUCUACAUCAACAAAUGUUAACCGUGGAAUCGUAUCGAAUCGAAUCGUAUCGAACCGGUUCUACACUGUAUCGAAUCGUUCUGUAUUAAAAAUAUAUCGUUUUUGAAUCGUAUCGUAACCCGUGUAUCUAGAUACGUAUCGAAUCAUCUAUCACAGAGAGAUUCCCAACCCUUGUAUUUAUUGCAUCGUUAAUGUGCCUGAUAUUCUGGAGACCUGCCUGUGAGGUUUUGGUGACGUGUGCGCACUGUCCGCCGGUCAGCCAAACUUCGGUUUACACCGCCUGCGCUAGGUCUGCGCUGACAGUAGACCUGGUUUCAGCUGGCGAGCUUUUAGCACACCUUCGGCGAAGCCUUUUGGCACGAAACUCACUGCACCAAGCUGGAUCUGUCGACACCUCCCUCUGCUGCGCCGCCACACCUAUCUCAGCGCACGUCGGUCUGCCAAACUACCAAACUGAGCGUGCCUCGGGUUGCGCUGCUCGAAACUAGUUCUGCGCGGGGUUCGCCACCCCCUGCGCCGCGCCGGGAAACUAGAGCCCAUAGUGUUUAUGUUUUUGUUUGGUUGUUAAAAUGCAGUUUUGUACUAAUAUGUUUUUCAUGACAUCGUUGGAACCAAAACAUAAAAAACAGGAAACGGAAAAAAAACAAAUGUCAGACCCUGUGGUGUGGCAUGUUGGUUUGGAUUCUUUGUGUGUGUAUGUGUGUGUGUGUGUGUGUGUGUGUGUGUGUGUGUGUGCAAAUUUACAAAAGGAUCAAAGUAGAAAUUUGUGAAACAUUCAUUCAGAAUUUCAUUCAUUAAACACAACUUUCAAAGCAUGGGUUCAUAUUUACAAAUUCUGACAUUAUAACAUAACCAAACAUAACUUUUUGCCCCGCUGCCCGGACAUAAAAGGGGCCUAGAAAAAUCCAGCAGUCUCAAACUUUUUCAUGUUAAGACCAAAACAGGUGCACAAUAGACCACAGAUCCAUGUUAGAGAGGAUUUUGUCUGAAAGACUCCCCUUUAAAAAAGAUACAUUCCCUGCAAGUUAGUGUAAUAAAUAUGGAAUUAAUCUACUCCCCCAGGGACCCCUAGUGGUCUUUGAAUCCCAGUUAGCAAAUCAUUUUUAUCAACCACUCGAUAACCACAUUACAAAGCAGAUAAAAUAUUGAUGUCACAUGAAUCAAUACAUACAUAGAUGCAUAGAUACUAAAUCAAUAACAGCAUUUCAAAAAUGAUACUAACAGCCUAUUAUCAGUCGCAUCAACACUACACCCUAAAAUCCAGUUUGUUUGUUUUAAUACUGAAACAUCUCAAGUUUUAAUCAUAAUUGCAAGAUUACAAAGCACAAUACGAGCACAUAUUCUUUGUAUUAUUUCCUGCCCCAGUAGCAGUUGUCAGAAAACAUGAGUUUUGUCUCUUUUUCUCUUGCUGUGACAAAGCUGUGCCUUGAUACUUUUACCUGUUUUUAAUCUAUUUUUUCAAUAAAAUUUCA
Epinephelus fuscoguttatus (brown-marbled grouper) is the source of this 4506-nucleotide messenger RNA. Its product is annotated as tumor necrosis factor receptor superfamily member 14-like. The transcript is spliced from 9 exons. Gene Ontology annotation, molecular function: protein binding. The record is from RefSeq and is a predicted model, not a curated record. Lineage: Eukaryota; Metazoa; Chordata; Actinopteri; Perciformes; Serranidae. Gene Ontology annotation, cellular component: external side of plasma membrane. Gene Ontology annotation, biological process: positive regulation of T cell migration; defense response to Gram-negative bacterium; defense response to Gram-positive bacterium. The coding region runs from base 231 to 893 and encodes 220 amino acids.